GCGUAUGUUAGUAUAACUAGCUCGAAUCAGCGCUCAGUUACUCCGAGACCUUCAGAGAAGAUUAUAUUACAUUCCAGUGUGUCAAAGACAACAAUCAUGAGUAACCGCAAAAGAACAUUGUCUUACCGACCAUGGGGCUCAACAGAAGACGGAGCAAUAGAAUUCGAAUCAUUGACAUCGACAACACUAGAAGGCGCCUUGAAUGUAAUUAGAGAAUCAUUUUUUCCUGAAGAAAGCGUAUGUUUAGGAUGUGACAUACAAUCCGAACCUGGAGCGUCAGAAGAGCUUGAACAAUUGUGCAUGUACACUGCAAAAGAUGGCGUCAGUGUUGUUGCAAUCGAUGUUAAAACAAUGGAAGUUGUUGGCGUCGCUUUCAAUAAACUCCAUAAGCGCUUGGCCGCUGAUCAAAGAGGCUUCUUCGAAGAAUUCAGCGAAAAUUGCAAGCACAAAGCCUCCAAGUUUCUCGUUGAUUUCAUGAUAAGUGUCGACGCAAAGGUUAACCUUUUCAAGCACUACAACGUCGACUGCAUUCUGGAGAUAAUGUUCCUAGCAACAAAGCCGAGUUUUCAAAAGAGAAGAAUCGGCGAAUUGUUGGUUUCUUCUUCCCUUGAAUUAGGAAGACAAUUGUACAAAGGAAUGCCCGUAAAGACUGAAGUGGAGAUUGAUGAACUGCCACUCACGAAUGCAGAUGCUGUUCCUAGUCUUGUUUCGGCGAUUAUGACCUCGAAAUACUCGCAGAAAAUAAGCCAGAAAAUAGGCUUUGAUAACCUUGCUGAAGUGAGCUACGAUGAGUACACGUUUGCUGGAAAGAAGGCUAGAGCCUUAGAAGUCCUAAGAAAAUCAUUCUUCACAUUUGAAAAUGUGUCUACGGGAUGUGACUUAUUAAGUGAACCUGGAGCAUCCGAAGAACUGGAACAGUUGAAUAUUAUGGCUGCUUACGAUGGAGUCAGCCUGGUCGCUAAAAACCAAGAUGAUGAGGUCGUUGGUAUUUGCAUCAACAAACUAAACGUUCAUUCAAGCGAAAACCAAAAAAGCUACCUAGAAUUAUUCAGCGAGCAGUGCAAGUACAAAUCUUCAAAAUGUCUCGUUGACUUUAUGAUCAGCAUGAGUAAACGACAGAAUUUUUCCGAACGUUACAAUACUAACUGUACAAUGGAUAUACUUUCUUUCGCGACGCGACUUGACUACCAGAAUAUUGGAAUCGGGGGAAAUUUAAUUGCUAAUGCAUUCGACUUAGGACAGUGUUUAUCUCAAGGAAAUGAUGUAAAAGUUUCUGCUCAUCCCGACGGUAAGACAAUCACCAAUGCUGAUGCUAUUCCUGCUGCGUUGACUACAAUAAUGACGUCUGAUUAUUCACAAAAAAUUUGCGUUAAGCUUGGGUUCGAUGCUUUUGCUAAAGAAAGCUACGACAAUUUUACUUUUGGCGAUAAAGUUGAAGCGGCAUUGGAAGUUCAACAGAAGUCAAUGUGUGAUGAAAAUGUCGCGAUUGGAGUUGGGCUUUAUGAAGAAGAAAAUGCACCUGAAUCUAUGGAGUGCGUUUUUAGAGAAGUAAUAAAGGAUAAUUGCACUAUUGUUGGCAUUGAUAUUGAAACAGAUGAUGUUGUUGCUGUGUCAUUUAAUAAAUUACAUACAAAAGCUCAAGAAGAUGAACCGAAUUUUUUUGUAGAAAUAGUGGAAAGUCACAUUAAAUCAGGCCCUGCUCUUGCUUUGAUACAAUUCAUCGAUGAAGUUGAGUCAAAAGUGAAUAUAUUCGAAAAAUACAAUGCUUCAGCGGCGAUGGAGAUUUUUUACAUUGGAACUCAUCCAAACUAUCGAGGUCGUCGGAUCGGUCAGGAAAUUUUAGGGGCUUCGAUAGCAUUAGCAGCAGAAUUAAAAGACCCGAUAAAUGGCAGCAAAGUCAAGCCGGAAGCUAUUUUUGGAGUGUUUACUUCAAAUUACAGCCAGAAACUCGCUGAGUACCAUCAUUUUGAAUGGUUAUCCACUGUUGAUUAUUCUGACUUUGAGUUCUUCGGAAAAAAAAUGUCGGAUAGAAUAAAAAGCAGCGAGCAUAAAACUUCGAAACUUGGGGCUAGAUCAAUA
Cotesia congregata is the source of this 2079-nucleotide messenger RNA. The record is from the annotation of a GenBank genome assembly. NCBI's taxonomy places the organism in Eukaryota, Metazoa, Arthropoda, Insecta, Hymenoptera, Braconidae.